AUGAUCACAACCCAGCCCAGUUUGGAUCCUCACAACUUAAGAACCCAGCGUCGUGUGACGUUCCAUCUUCCGGAUGGUUCCCAGGAGAGUUGCAGUGACAGCGGGCUGGGAGAUCCAGAGCCUAGCAGCACGGCCAGCACCACCCAGCCUCUUCCCCUCAGCUUCCCCCAGGAGGAAUACUAUGAGCAAACAUCACCUAACAGCCGCACUGAGGGAGAUGGAAACUCAGACCCUGAAUCCACCAUUGAGGUGAACCUGCAGAAAGCCUUGGCUGAGGCCUCUGAGACCUGCACCCAGGAGUGUCUGAUACUGGGCCACUCAGACAGCUGCUGGAUGCCUCCAGCUUUGGCCCAGUUCCAGGGUCCUGGCAGUAACAACCCCACCUCUAUCCCUACUGCCACCUCCAUCACAGGCACCCAUUCCUCUUUUGGCUUCCACCAGAGUUGUGACCAGGGAGCCAAAGCUUACAUGGGCAGCAUGGGGGUCAUGGAUGGCCGCCAUACCCUGGGCAGGUCAGUGCCUAGAAAAGAUGAAAUGGACAAAGGGAUCAACCGACCACAGUUCUACAACACCCUGGACAGACACAGUAAGAAGGAAGAUCCUGUCAAGGUCAUCCCCCUUGCGAGCUUUUCCUGCCCUGGUCAGCAUACGACCACUGGGGGCAGCAGCUCUUUCUUACAUGAGCACCAGUUGUAAGCAUCAGAUAUUCACGGGUCUGUCUUACGCGACUCCACCCUCCUGGAGGCAUUUUUUUUUUGUCAGUGACUUAUGAUCAGUCUGUAAAGUACCGGCUCAGUUUCACUAAUGAAGGCAUCUGAGAAUGGCUUUGAUCACGAUGUCAUACUGUCUGGGAUCAGUCUGAAAGCUUUAGCACUUGACAGGAAAUGUAAGUCUUAGCUGACCUAUGUAACAUAGAUAAAAAGGUAGUUCUAUACCAAAGUAGUUCUGUCACGGAAAAUAAAAGAUCCUUGUUGCUUUCAGUUUGCCUAUGUUUGCUUAGUGACAAAGAAAGAAAGAUGUAUGCUUUAAAUUCCUUGGGCCGAGCUUAGUGGAAAUGUGCCCUAAAAACUAUUUUCUCGCAGAAACAAAUAAAAAGUAUUUUAUGAUGAGUGUGCUAAACUGAGCUAAAUGUUAAUUAUGAGCUAUGGAUGGUGCUUCUGUUCAAGUUCUAGUGAAGUAUUGCUCUGUAAAAGACACAGCAAAACCUCCUUUGGUGGUAAGAGAUGUUUCUUUUUUCUCCGCUCAACAUGUUUCAGAAGUCUAUUUUGGUCAGGGGACUGCAGAAGGAUAACAAAAAAAAAAAAAAAAGUCUACAAAGCAUAACUAGGCCAACGUUAAACAGCACCGGUAGACUUGUGUAUUCUACAUUUUCACCACGGACAAGUACACACAAUAUAGCAGUAAAUAAAACACAGAUCCCACAACAUACUCACAUACAUACAUGGCAGAAUGUUUUCCAUAUGGUGGUUGCUUCAUCUCUGCUGUUUUUUUAAAAGAAAAUGUUCACUCCGAGUGUUAUCCCAGUAGCUUAGCCUUAAGCACAGACAGAUGUGCUUUGGAAAUGUAUCCUUUUGUUUUCUUCCCUUUGUUUCUAUUUCUCAGAUUUUUAUGCUCAGAAACUCAUGCACAGUAACAGCCAUGGAGCCAAUUAUGAAAUUCUCAGUCUAAUUACUUUGAUGUGUGAUCUCAGUAGCGACCCUCGUUGUGGUUAUGCAGUGUGGAAUGAUUCUCUUGGCUAGCCAGAAACACGUGUAGAGGUAAUGAAAAGGUGACAAGCACUUCAUCACAGCUUCAUAGCAGCUUAUUACAGUCCCCUUCUUCCCAUCAUAACAACACCUAUGCUCUUGCUAUUAAUUAAUAUUUUGUGUUUUCACAAAGCUCAAAGCUUCGAUUAUCAGUUUUUAUGCCCGUGUUGACACCAGUAUAAUAGAAAUGCAUGAUUUCUUUCUUUUUUUUGCAAGGUCCUAACUGAAUUAUUGAUGUUAAAAAGAUUCUUGCAGUUAGAAAAACAAUACUGGCAUUAUUUGAAAGGACUUUUCUGCAGGCUGCUCCCACCCAAUGUUUUUAUAUACACACUCCAUCUCUGUCUGCGUGCGUAAGUUGUGCUGAUGAUGAUAACUACUUCAGAAUAACUGCUGUAACAGAUUGGGUGUAGUAUAAUCUAUUGCUACAGCAAUAAGUGACUGAUACAUUUGUCUCUCCAGUAACAUCCAAGCCAGGUGUCUACAUCAUCAGGUAUAUGAUUCAAGUGAUUUAUUUUCGUGUACCGUCUUGCAAAUUCGGGACAGGACUGAAUCUAUAAUGCAACGUGGCGUUCUCAAGGGAAGGUGCGAGGUAAAUUGUGUCUGCAUGCUCUUAGCUACUACACCUAUUCUCUCUGAUACUGUAGGGUCAGGACUCCCGUCUAAAAUGAUCACAGGAGCAGUGUCUCAAGGACAAAGGAAGGGGCAAAUCAUUUAAACAACUCAUCCUAUAAAUUUAAGAAAUUAUCCCUGUUUGGGAAUCCAAUUUCAGCUCUUUUUUUUCUGUUGUUCUCUGUGUCACUUUAUAGGAUAAAUACAGUAUGUAUCAUGGAAUGGAACAAAUAAUGCAUAUUUAAUCAAAAGAAGCACAUAUCAAAGGGAACACGCGUCAUGAUGUCACAGAAAACUGGCAUUUUAUCAAAAAGCCAACAUCCUUGAAGUCCUUUAAUUUCUGGUUUUAAUAAACGUAAAAAUGUUAUAGAAACUAAUUUACCAAGAGAAACACGUACAUCAUAUACUGAUGGAGUGUAUGUAAAUAUGACACAGGAAAUGGUGUCCUUCCUUAUACCACACACAGAGAGAGAACCCCUGUGAAAUAAGAAGGGGAUAAACACAGUGUCACACUCCUCUAAAUUAUGGUUAUUUGAAAUAAUUUAUCCAAUCACGUGUACAAUAAGCACAAAUGACAUAUAUGUAACUCACUGUGUUUUAAUGUACUCUGCCUACAAUAAUCCAUAUGUACUGUGACGUUACAGCUCGGCUACAUCAAUUAGAAAAAAAAGUCCUUGAGGGAAUAACACAGUAACGGCAUGAAUGUAUGUCUUUUGAUAAUUUUGUUGAUUGUUAACAUGUUUUUUUUUAUCACAUGCCCUUUGAAUUGUAAGUGCAGUGGUGUUUAAAUUAUUAAAUAUAUGUGUUAAACAAUUAACAUUUCAAAUGUUCCUUAUUCUGCUUUUGUUAAGUUUUGGGGUUUUUUUUUGUUUGUUUGUUUUGUUUUUGUUUUUAAUCAUUCACAAAACAUAAAAGUGAAAAUUGUAUGAGUGCUCACUGGUUUUCCCUUGAUAUGAUUCGGGUGGCAAUGCUAUUGUUUUCUCUCAAUUCCCUCUCCCCUGAUGAUGAAUAGAAAACACACUAUACCUAACACUAAGAAUGAAUUGUUUUAUUUGCUGAACCUUUCUAUUCAGAUGUGUGUCAUGCUAACCCAUGUUAUGGCUGCAUGAACUGUUUGGACUAGCACAAGGCCUUUUUGACACUUGCCUAUGUAGCCCAUGCGUCCAUCAUUCAAUUCAGUGUCAAUAUUGAUGUUUACUACUCUACCUGUUUGUCUGUCUUAUGGAGCAAAUCAAAUGUUACACGAUGUAAACACUUCAAUCUUUGUGAACUGUGCAUACCACUUUUGCAUCCACGUACACACAAAAGCAGUAUAUAUACUGGCACGAAAACUGGAUUCAAAAUUGUAUGUAUCUGUACCCCGAGUAAUAAUGGUUAAAAACUGGAAAGUCAAACAGUAAAGAUGAAGGGCAACUGGUUAAUUAUUGGAAAUCAUUAUGCUGAUAAAAAAAAAAAAGGAAAAUGGGAAAGCAUAUAAAAAAGUGACGAGAUGACAAUCUCCGUUGUAAUGUAAAUGAUACAUAUGCAUAAUAUUGAUGCGAGUGGAUUUGAAUGUGUUUAAAUGGUGUUGGUGUGUGUAUGUGUCAGGGGGAGUUUGU
Molecule: messenger RNA, 3952 nt
Organism: Solea senegalensis (Senegalese sole)
Lineage: Eukaryota; Metazoa; Chordata; Actinopteri; Pleuronectiformes; Soleidae
Product: protocadherin-9-like
Exons: 3
Coding region: 1-696 (231 amino acids)
Source: RefSeq, a predicted model, not a curated record